UGUUUCCUAAAGUCCACACAAACCAAGAAAAGUCCAUAAUCUCAGACUCCUUUCCCUUAUAUGUACUCAUCAUGUUAUAAUAUAAGCUUUUGAGAUGAUGAAAAAAAUAUUCAUAAUGUCUCAAUAUUCACCACAAAUGAUGAUGAAAAAAUCCAAAAAAAUGAGGGAAGUUAGAAAAUACAACAAAUCAUUAGCUCCACGUCUAAGAUGGUCUCCACAACUUCAUGAUCUCUUCAUUCAAUCUGUUCAAAAUCUUGGUGGAGGAAACAAAGCAACACCAAAGAGAAUUAUGCAGAUGAUGGCCAUAAAGGGAUUGAAGAUUUCUCAUGUUAAAAGUCAUCUCCAGAUGUAUAGAAACAUGAGGGCGCAUCCAAGCCUCCAUGUUGUGAUGCCAGAUUUCAAUUUGUCUUCAUCAUUGCAUGUGUCAAAAAAAUUAAGAGAAAAUACUUCAAAGAGCAGCAAGGAGAAAGAAUCUGGAAGCCAAAAUGGUGAAAAUAUUCCUUACAAUGACUACCAGGAAGCAGAAGGAAGUACAAUUAGUGGAAUGACAAAGGUGGAAGAAGAAGAAGAUAAUGCUGGUGAAAUAUAUGAAUUGCCAAAGGCAGAUUAUGAUUGUGAAAAGGAGAUAAAUGUUUGGCCUAAUCUUGAUGAUUAUCAAAAGUACUCCAACUUUAAUAAUGGAUCAAGCAGAUUUUUUUACUCCACAAGGGAAACAAGUACUUACAUUAACCUAGAUUUAUCUCUCUCUUGAUCAUGUUUUUAUUGUUAAUUAAAUUAAUUAUGUGAGUAUAGAAUAGAAUAGUCCCCUAGAUAGUGUGUACCAUUCUUAUGUUUACAAAUAUUGUGAUCAUCAUAUAAUAAUGGAAGUAUGCAUAUUGUAUGUACUAA
Capsicum annuum is the source of this 888-nucleotide messenger RNA. RefSeq names its product myb family transcription factor MPH1. The transcript is spliced from 5 exons. Gene Ontology annotation, molecular function: DNA binding; DNA-binding transcription factor activity. The record is from RefSeq and is a predicted model, not a curated record. Bases 95 to 751 code for a protein of 218 amino acids. Lineage: Eukaryota; Viridiplantae; Streptophyta; Magnoliopsida; Solanales; Solanaceae.